Molecule: messenger RNA, 1044 nt
Organism: Micromonas pusilla CCMP1545
Lineage: Eukaryota; Viridiplantae; Chlorophyta; Mamiellophyceae; Mamiellales; Mamiellaceae
Exons: 1
Molecular function (GO): oxidoreductase activity, acting on the aldehyde or oxo group of donors, NAD or NADP as acceptor; NAD binding
Source: RefSeq, a predicted model, not a curated record
CGCGUGCGCGUUGGCGUGAACGGCUUCGGCCGCAUCGGCCGCGUCUUCACGCGAGUCGCGACGACGUACGCGGGCGCGAACGUCGAGGUCGUCGCUAUCAACGACCCUGGUACGACCGCCGACGCGGCGGCGUACCUGUUCAACCACGACAGCGUCUACGGCACGCUCGAGCACCGCGCGAGGGCGGACGGCGACGACGGACUCUAUCUCCGCGCCGCGCGGGGUGGGUCGGAGACGCGCGUCGCGCUGUCGCGCGAGCGAGAACCGCGCGACAUCGACUGGGCGUCCGCCGGCGUGGACGUCGUCGUCGACGCGAGCGGGAAGUUUCUCUCGCGCGCCGACGCGGGCGCGCACCUCCUCCCCCACCCCGGCGUUGGCCCCAGGCGCGGCCCGCAGAAAGUCAUCGUCACCGCCCCGAUGAAGGACGCCCCCGCGUACGUCGUCGGCGUCAACGAGCACACGUACGCCGCGGACGGGUUCCCCGACGUGCUCUCGAACGCGUCGUGCACGACAAACUGUCUCGCGCCGCUCCUGAAGAUUGUCCACGGCGCGUUCGGGAUAGAGUCCGCGGUCAUGACGACGAUACACGCGGCGACGGCGAGCCAGCCGCCGGUGGACGGCGUGUGCUUAAAGGACCCGCGACGCGGGCGGAGUUGCCUUCUGAACAUCAUCCCGACCACCACGGGCGCGGCGAAGGCCAUCGGCGCGGUGAUGCCCGACCUCGCGGGGAAGGUUACCGGCCUCGCGACGCGCGUGCCCACCGCGGCCGUGUCGCUCGUGGACGUGUCGAUUCAACUCACGAACCCGGCGAGCAUGGACGAGAUACGAACCGUCUUCAUGAACGCCGCGAACGGUGACAUGUUGGGCAUCGUGAAGUACGUCGACGAGCCCGUCGUGUCUACGGACUUCACGCGCGACCCGAGCAGCUGCGUCUUCGACGCGACGUCGUCGACGGCGGCGUCGCCGACGCACGUGAAACUGCUCGCGUGGUACGACAACGAGUGGGGGUACGCGUGCCGCGUGUUGGAUCUCAUCGCGCACGUG